AUGGGGACUUCCACAGAGUACUCAGAGUUACCCAUUCCCAUACGCAUUUUGUGUUUGUUACAGGAGAAAGAGCACCCUCGUGUCCUCAUCCCGGAGUUGUGCCGACUCUUCUACCAGCUGGGAUGGGUGACAGGGACUGGCGGAGGGAUCAGUCUAAGACGAGGAGAGCAGAUCUACAUUGCACCAUCAGGCAUCCAGAAAGAGAGAAUACAGCCAGAAGACAUGUUUGUGUGUGACGUGGAAGAGAGGGAAAUCAGCUGUCCACCUGCCUGGAAGAACUUCAGGAAGAGUCAGUGUACACCACUUUUUAUGAACGCCUAUACUAUGAGAGGGGCACAGGCAGUUAUACACACCCACUCCAAGGCUGCUGUCAUGGCAACACUGCUGUAUCCUGGCAAAGAGUUCAGGAUAACACACCAGGAGAUGAUCAAGGGGAUUCGUAAAGGCACCUCAGGCACCAACUAUCGGUACGAUGACAGCCUGGUCGUGCCUAUUGUUGAAAACACACCAGAGGAGAAGGACUUGAAAGACCGGAUGGCUCGGGCUAUGGAGGAAUACCCAGAUUCAUGUGCCGUCCUCGUCCGCCGACACGGCGUCUAUGUCUGGGGGGAGUCGUGGGAAAAAGCUAAGACCAUGUGUGAAUGCUACGACUACCUGUUUGACAUCGCUGUGCAGAUGAAGGGGUGCGGAAUGGACCCUUCAGCCCGCCCAACAGAAGAACAGGGAAUAGUUUGACAUUCACUGGUGCUUUUUAAAGAGACGUGUUGCAGAAAGGUCAGUGGUGUUCGAUCUGGAGAGCGUGUUGUAAUCAUUUGUCUUUCACGCCGGGCCUGCUUCAAAUUUGAUGAAAUUUGAUGGCAAGGGCAGAUCCAGGGUUGGAGAAGAUUGAAUGCCUGUGAUCCGUGAGCACCUGAGAUACGCUGCAAAAACACUGUGGGACAACUCUUGAGUGAACAGCUGGCAAAUCAAGGUCCUCGGGUUCAAAUGCUUUCCUAUUCAAGGUCUUGUGCAUCUCAAUUGAUUGGAACGGUGAUUAACUGCCUUUUGCUUCAAUCAAUAAAUACCGAUGGAAUGCAAAUCGUAAUCGCAGAUUUUUUAUUUCUAUCAUUUUAGGGCAGCAGGCUAAACAAGGUAGUCCAAUGUCCCCUCUCUGCAAAAAAAUAUACAUAUAUGUUCCAUUUAAACAAACAAAACAUCCUGUAGAUAGAGUGAUAUCUAAUGUUUCUUGAAGCUACAAAUCAUUUCAGAAUUUUUGAAGCCAUAUUUCGGUUUCAAACAAAUAUAAUAAAGAGAGGCCCUUUUUUUGACUUCACAUAAAUGCUGUACACACAAGUGACUGUCGUCAUCUUGCCAAACAUCUCUGAGUGGAGAAAGGACCCGUGCUGGGUCCAGGGACCUCCUGAGCCCACCAGGAGAGAGCGUUUGGUGCAGCGGUUUCACAUCCGAACGCAGACAAGCCUCCAGUUCCUCUGCAUACUCAUUUCUCAUGAAAGCCAGAGUUGUUGUUCUGUUAACAAGCUCCCUCUGCUGCCACCAUCCCUUGCCUCCACCACUGUACUCUCUGAAAACAGUGUGCUGUCAAAUAUGCUGCAGGCUUAUUUGAAUCUUAAAAAAAAACUAAAAAAAAACAGGAACUCUUUUGUGCUGCGCUAACGCUGCCAAGAUUCCCCAUCCUCUGAUUAAUGAGGAAUUCUGGUAAACCCAUUUGCAAAAGAAAUUGAACACCAGCCGAAACAUAUAGAUGACGGGAAGCCGAGCUUCACAAUGUCAGCGUCUCACUGUCUCCCCUCUUGAACACAUAAACAAUAGUUCUCAGGUUUUAGCCCAGUUGUUCAGUGAAUUGUUGCUUCAGUGAUUUUUUUUUUUUUUUGAGGAAUGAUCUGUGAAAAGAUAACGGAUGACUGUUCAAGACUAAAAUAAAACUGUUCCUAAAGUA
Molecule: messenger RNA, 1936 nt
Organism: Anarrhichthys ocellatus (wolf-eel)
Lineage: Eukaryota; Metazoa; Chordata; Actinopteri; Perciformes; Anarhichadidae
Gene: apip
Product: APAF1 interacting protein
Exons: 7
Coding region: 1-735 (244 amino acids)
Cellular component (GO): cytoplasm
Molecular function (GO): metal ion binding; methylthioribulose 1-phosphate dehydratase activity
Source: RefSeq, a predicted model, not a curated record